Nicrophorus vespilloides is the source of this 764-nucleotide messenger RNA. Its product is annotated as zinc finger HIT domain-containing protein 1. Gene Ontology annotation, cellular component: Swr1 complex. Gene Ontology annotation, molecular function: nucleosome binding. Bases 19 to 498 code for a protein of 159 amino acids. The transcript has a single exon. Gene Ontology annotation, biological process: chromatin remodeling. The record is from RefSeq and is a predicted model, not a curated record. Lineage: Eukaryota; Metazoa; Arthropoda; Insecta; Coleoptera; Silphidae.
GAAGACUAUUAACUAAGGAUGUCGAAGGUGGUAAGUCGCGGGUCUACGAGACUUCGCGAAAAUGAGCGUCAACGGAUCAUCGACGACUCGACGCGCAGGAGGCGUUUGCGCAAAUUCUUGGAGAACUUGGAGGCCGACAACUUCCAUGAAGAUCCGCACGCGGAUCUGGUUAUGAGCAAGAAGGUGCCCAAAUUCGAUGAUAAUUUGGAAUCGCGGACUAGGAGUAAGAAGCGUGAAAGAAACUCUGAAUAUUAUCAAAUUAAGUAUAGGAAGAGUUUCCAACAAAUGAUUGAGGAUGACAGGAAGGAAGCAGAUGAUAACAACAGGAUGUCUUACAUGGACUUGUCAGCACCGCAAAGUGACUUUCCUCCUUACUAUACCUGUGCUGUUUGUGGAUACCAUAGUAACUAUAUAUGCAUUUCAUGUGGGGUUCGAGUGUGCCAAACCAGAUGUUUUGAUACCCAUUUUGAGACAAGAUGUUUAAAGUGGACUACUUGAGUUUUUGUGCUUAUUUCUCUGCAUGUACAUUGUUUAAAACUAUUAACUUUUACGACUUACCAGUCACGAAGUUCAAAUUGGUUUGAAUACUUUUAAGGUUAAAUGUUCACCACCAUCCUUACAAAUGUGUAUUUAUUAUUCAUUUUUCAGUUAGUUAGGCAAUUUUACAUACGUUUAAGUAAAAUAGUAAUUAAUUUACCACGACUUAUGUUGCAUGCAAUCUAACAUGAAGCAUAAUAGUGAAAUAAAAUAUAAUUUUAGAAUGA